AUGGACCCUUCAAAGCAGAAGCGACCGCCUCUCCCCCGUUUGUCUACCAGCCUUUCAACAGAGCGGCUGUCUUCCACUUCUCUCCCACUGCACCGGAAGCGAGCCUCAGAAGCCAACGCGCAUCCAAGAUUCGAGCGGCCCGUGGCCGUGCCAUCUCAUCACUGUCGAGGUGAGAACCUGAUACCUGCAGUGGCAGCUCCCUAUUCCCCAGAGACGAAGCCUUUCUGGGCCGCAGACGAGAUGGAAUCAGUCGCUGGGUCCAGGGCGUCCAGGAACAAAACGAAAUACUACGAGGAUGCAUUCAACACACGCGGGAUUUACAACAGUGCCCAGGAUCGCGUCGCUCAAGAUUCGAUUGUCAUUGCCGAGCUGAAAACCAAUUACAAGGUCUGUUUGCAUGAUUUCCCUCAAUAUGCUUGUUCCGCUAACACCAAAACGCAGCCAAAAGACGAGGAGCAGAAGCUUGCGGCCGACCUGCUUUUUCACUUAGCUCAAAUCUACGAACGCCCCGAGUCGUCGAUCAUGGUAACCCUGCAACAAGACUGUGGUAUCUUCUUUGGGAAUACCAAUGAGCCGUCGUAUCUGCUGAAGAUCUAUACCCUUCCCUCGUUCAUUGCCCCAGUCACCAACAUCCGCCACACUGCUCUGAUCCAGACUGCCAUGUUGGACUUGUUGCACAUACCAGCCAAUCAAGGCGUCGUCAUCUUCAUCCCAGUCCCAGAAGAUAACUUGGCAACAAAUGGCUCCACCGCGCGGAGCGAGAUCUCCCGGCUGGAGAGGAAUGAACGUAGCCACUCCCCCGGUAUCUUCAAAUCCCUCUCUCGGAGCAUGUCCCGCCGUCUGAAGUCGAGCAGCGGAUACAGUGCGCCAACCUCGCAGCCCUCAGCAGUCGCAUCACCCCAGUCUGCCCGAACAGAAACCAUGCCCCUACCUCAUAUUGUGGGGGAGACCGGUGAGUCCAGCAAAGCGGAAAAGUCGAGCAAAAGAAAGGACAAAAAUCAGUCCCUCCAGAAGCGAGACUCCGUUACAAGCUUUAUGCGUCGCCAAGUGGGUGAGCUAAUGGAUAGCAAAAUCAAGGAAAGGGAGGGGGCCAAAAAGAAGAAGGAAAAGGAAGAGGCACCACAACCGGAGAAGACCACUGGAAGGAAGGAUCCGAAGAAGGAUACAAAGAAGGAUGCGAAGAAGGAUGCGAAGAAGGAUGCGAAGAAGAACGCGGAGACGAAACCUGGCAACCAAGGAACUGCCUAG
Messenger RNA from Penicillium chermesinum, 1248 nucleotides. Its product is annotated as MIF domain protein. Lineage: Eukaryota; Fungi; Ascomycota; Eurotiomycetes; Eurotiales; Aspergillaceae. Gene Ontology annotation, molecular function: phenylpyruvate tautomerase activity. Bases 1 to 1248 code for a protein of 415 amino acids. The transcript has a single exon. The record is from RefSeq and is a predicted model, not a curated record.